This is a messenger RNA of Bactrocera latifrons, 2025 nucleotides long. Its product is annotated as ATP synthase subunit beta, mitochondrial-like. Gene Ontology annotation, biological process: proton motive force-driven mitochondrial ATP synthesis; proton transmembrane transport. The transcript is spliced from 6 exons. Gene Ontology annotation, molecular function: ATP binding; proton-transporting ATP synthase activity, rotational mechanism; ATP hydrolysis activity. NCBI's taxonomy places the organism in Eukaryota, Metazoa, Arthropoda, Insecta, Diptera, Tephritidae. Bases 192 to 1877 code for a protein of 561 amino acids. The record is from RefSeq and is a predicted model, not a curated record.
GUGUAUUUUUUAACGGAGCAAUGUUUGACAAAACAUACAUACACAUACAUAUGUAUACGUAUUGUACGCAUGUACAUAUUGAGAAUUCAUCUAUUUAUUAAAAAAAGGUACUCGAAUAUGGAUCGUAUUUUGCCGUACUUUCAGCACUUAUCGCAUAGUAAGUUGUGAUAGUGUGAUCUCUUGUUUCUAAGAUGUUUAAUGAAAAGGUAACAGCUUUCAAGUUUUCGGAUUUACGAAUAACACAAGCAAGAAACUUUCGUUACCCCUUAAGGCUUACUUCCACCAACGGCGUCGUAAAAAGGAAAUUGUGUACAACCAAGCCACCAGGUAAAGAAACGGCAUGUGAUGACGCAGAAGAAGUAAAUAAUCAAGCUAUUCAGGAUGAAUCGGAAAAUCUCAAUAAAAAAACCAGUGAUGCACAUAAUAAAAAUAAAAUACAUUCGAAGGAAGCGGCUAUUGGAAAAAUUUUUGCUAUAAUAGGUCCCGUAGUGGAUGUAAUUUUUGAAGAAAAUGUACCAGAUGUUAUGAAUGCAAUGGUUGUCCCAGAAUAUCCUAAUGGGAAAUUAGUUCUGGAAGUUUUUCAUCAUCUCGGUAAUGGUAUAGUGCGUUCCGUAGCAAUGGACAGCACAGAGGGUCUACGUAGGGGACAAAAAGUUAUAGAUACCGGAUAUCCAAUCAGAGUGCCAGUAGGAAAGUCAUGUCUAGGUCGGAUUUUGAAUGUUGUUGGAGAUCCCAUUGAUGAACGUGGUCCCAUCAAAUCGGAUUAUCAUUCCUUCAUACAUGCAGAACCACCGGAAAUGAUUGAAUUGAAUGUGAACCCCACAUUACUCGAAACUGGAAUUAAGGUAAUUGAUCUCUUGGCACCAUAUGUAAAAGGAGGGAAAAUUGGCCUCUUUGGGGGCGCCGGCGUUGGUAAAACGGUUCUUAUAAUGGAACUAAUCAACAAUGUUGCUAAAAAACAUGGAGGUUAUUCCGUUUUUGUCGGAGCUGGUGAACGAACUCGAGAAGGAAAUGAUCUAUAUAUGGAAAUGAUUGAAUCUAAAGUAAUUUCAAUAGAAGAUGAUAGUUCCAAAGUAGCUUUGGUAUAUGGUCAAAUGAAUGAGCCCCCUGGCGCACGCUCACGCGUUGUACUAACUGGUCUAACAAUAGCCGAGUACUUCCGUGAUAUUGAUGGUCAGGAUGUUCUAUUAUUUAUUGACAAUAUAUUUCGUUUUACUCAAGCGGGGGCUGAAGUUUCAGCAUUGUUGGGACGCAUACCGUCUGCAGUUGGCUACCAGCCCACUCUAGGUACAGACAUGGGUUCAAUGCAAGAGCGUAUUACGAGCACUACGAAUGGUUCCAUAACUUCAGUACAAGCAGUUUAUGUACCAGCCGAUGAUCUUACUGACCCAGCACCUGCCGCCACUUUUGCGCAUUUAGAUGCCACCACCGUAUUGUCACGUGCUACUGCCGAAUUGGGCAUAUAUCCAGCCGUGGAUCCUUUAGAUUCGACAUCGCGCAUAAUGGACCCAGCCAUUGUAGGCGAAGAACACUAUAAUGUAGCUAGAGGAGUACAAAAGACUCUUCAAUCCUACAAGUCACUUCAGGACAUCAUUGCCAUCCUUGGUAUGGACGAACUUUCAGAAGAUGACAAAUUAAUAGUAGCACGCGCUCGAAAAAUUCAGCGGUUUCUUUCACAACCUUUUCAAGUAGCAGAAGUAUUUACUGGUCAUCCUGGAAUAAUGGUUCCAAUUGAAAAGACAGUAGAAGGUUUUAAAAGUAUUCUAAAUGGUGAAAUGGAUGACUUACCUGAGAUUGCAUUUUAUAUGGUUGGCGAUAUAAAUGAUUCUAUCGCCAAAGCCAAAAAUUUAGCGAUGUCUAUGUCGAUAGAGAAAUAAAUUAUCGAUAUAUUAUAAUUACAUCCAGGAAUGCGACAUAAUUUUAAAAAGAGAACAUUGGAAUAUAUGUGUAGUAACUUAAAAAUAUAUAUGUAUACAUCGUCCCCUGAAAUGCAAAAUAACCUAACAACAUUUUCGGAAAUUUACA